Messenger RNA from Mirounga angustirostris (Northern elephant seal), 2592 nucleotides. It is a transcript of the gene ESRP1, whose product is annotated as epithelial splicing regulatory protein 1. NCBI's taxonomy places the organism in Eukaryota, Metazoa, Chordata, Mammalia, Carnivora, Phocidae. Gene Ontology annotation, molecular function: mRNA binding. The record is from RefSeq and is a predicted model, not a curated record. The coding region runs from base 365 to 2344 and encodes 659 amino acids. The transcript has 15 exons.
AGGGGGAAGGGGCGGGCAGGUAGAGCCACAUCCCAAAACAGAAAAGCUUUCAGCCAUUGCGCGCUCCACCCGGGGUGCAGCCCUGCUCCGAGCUUUUUGCAUAGACGCACGGGCAAUUGAAUACAAAAAGGGCAGGCCUCCUGCGCCUUCCUUCCCACCCCCCUUCCUGCCCAGGGUGUGGAGCACCGGCCAGGUGUGGGCUUGGGUGGUUGGUUACCGCCUUUUGCACCAGCGGCUGAGAGGAGGGGGGGUGGGCGCUCUUUCUUUUUCUCUUAGAAGAGGUUUCAGCACAGGUUUUCUCGUUCUCACUUCCACCCCACUUCACCGCCUCCCAACCCCCCUCUCCCCCUCCCCACCUAUCGUCAUGACGGCGUCUCCGGAUUACUUGGUGGUGCUUUUUGGGAUCACUGCUGGGGCCACGGGGGCCAAGCUGGGCUCGGAUGAGAAGGAGCUGAUCCUGCUGUUAUGGAAAGUCGUGGAUCUGGCCAACAAGAAGGUGGGACAGUUGCAUGAAGUACUAGUUAGACCGGAUCAGUUGGAGCUGACGGAGGAUUGUAAAGAAGAAACUAAGAUCGACGCGGAAAGUCUGUCCUCCGCGCCGCAGCUGGACCAAGCCCUCCGACAGUUUAACCAGUCAGUAAGCAAUGAACUGAAUAUUGGGGUUGGAACCUCCUUCUGCCUCUGUACUGAUGGGCAGCUGCAUGUCAGGCAAAUCCUGCAUCCUGAGGCUUCCAAGAAGAAUGUAUUAUUGCCUGAAUGCUUCUAUUCCUUUUUUGACCUUCGAAAAGAAUUCAAGAAGUGUUGCCCUGGUUCACCUGAUAUUGAUAAACUGGAUGUUGCAGCAAUGACAGACUGUUUAAACUUUGAAAAGAAUAGUUCAGUCUCCCGGUAUGGAGCCUCUCAAGUUGAAGAUAUGGGGAAUAUAAUUUUAGCAAUGAUUUCAGAGCCCUAUAAUCACAGGUUUUCAGAUCCAGAGAGAGUAAAUUACAAAUUUGAAAGUGGCACUUGCAGCAAGAUGGAACUUAUUGAUGACAAUACCAUAGUCCGUGCACGAGGUUUACCAUGGCAGUCUUCAGAUCAAGAUAUUGCAAGAUUCUUCAAAGGACUCAAUAUUGCCAAGGGAGGUGCAGCACUUUGUCUGAAUGCCCAGGGUCGAAGGAAUGGAGAAGCUCUGGUUAGGUUUGUAAGCGAGGAACACAGGGAUCUAGCAUUACAGAGGCACAAACAUCACAUGGGGACCCGGUAUAUUGAGGUUUACAAAGCAACAGGUGAAGAUUUUCUUAAAAUUGCUGGUGGUACAUCCAAUGAGGUAGCCCAAUUUCUCUCCAAGGAAAAUCAAGUCAUUGUCCGCAUGCGGGGGCUCCCUUUCACAGCCACAGCGGAUGAAGUGGUGGCAUUCUUUGGACAGCAUUGCCCCAUCACGGGGGGGAAGGAAGGCAUCCUCUUUGUUACCUAUCCAGAUGGUAGGCCAACAGGGGAUGCUUUUGUCCUCUUUGCCUGUGAAGAAUAUGCACAGAAUGCAUUGAGGAAGCAUAAGGACUUGUUGGGUAAAAGAUACAUUGAACUCUUCAGGAGCACAGCAGCUGAAGUCCAGCAGGUGCUGAACCGAUUCUCUUCGGCCCCUCUUAUUCCACUUCCAACCCCUCCCAUUAUUCCAGUGCUACCUCAGCAAUUUGUACCCCCUACAAAUGUUAGAGACUGUAUACGCCUUCGAGGUCUUCCCUAUGCGGCCACAAUUGAGGACAUCCUGGACUUUCUGGGGGAGUUUUCCACAGAUAUUCGAACUCAUGGGGUUCACAUGGUAUUGAAUCACCAGGGCCGCCCGUCAGGAGAUGCCUUUAUCCAGAUGAAGUCUGCGGACAGAGCAUUUAUGGCUGCACAGAAGUGUCAUAAAAAAACCAUGAAGGACAGAUAUGUUGAAGUCUUUCAGUGUUCAGCUGAGGAGAUGAACUUUGUGUUAAUGGGGGGCACUUUAAAUCGAAAUGGCUUAUCCCCACCGCCAUGCCUGUCUCCUCCCUCCUACACAUUUCCAGCUCCUGCAGCAGUUAUUCCUACUGAGGCUGCCAUUUAUCAGCCCUCUGUGCUUUUGAAUCCACGGGCACUGCAGCCCUCCACAGCCUACUACCCAGCGGGCACUCAGCUCUUCAUGAACUACACUGCGUACUAUCCCAGCCCCCCAGGUUCGCCCAAUAGUCUUGGCUACUUCCCUACAGCUGCUAAUCUUAGCGGUGUCCCUCCACAGCCUGGCACGGUGGUCAGAAUGCAGGGCCUGGCCUACAAUACUGGAGUUAAGGAAAUUCUUAACUUCUUCCAAGGUUACCAGUGUUUGAAAGAUGUAUGGUGAUCCUGAAACCGUCAGAUAUGACAACUUCUAGCAACUUCAUGGGAAGUUUGUCUAUACUCAGGCUGCAGUAUUCUCAGCAAACAUGAUUGGACAGUGGGCUUUUGCCCUACCUUUUGGGAGAGUAAAAAAUUUGAGCCGGUGAAGCCAAAUCCUUGUAGCAAGCAGCAUGCCUGGCUCCUUGCUGAUUGCAAAUAGGCAUUUAAAAUGUGAAUUUGAAAUCGGGUGACUCCAUUACUUCCAGCUAACAU